Molecule: messenger RNA, 1230 nt
Organism: Naegleria fowleri
Lineage: Eukaryota; Heterolobosea; Eutetramitea; Acrasida; Naegleriidae
Exons: 2
Coding region: 1-1230 (409 amino acids)
Biological process (GO): double-strand break repair involved in meiotic recombination; mitotic intra-S DNA damage checkpoint signaling; homologous chromosome pairing at meiosis
Cellular component (GO): condensed chromosome; nucleus
Molecular function (GO): DNA polymerase binding
Source: RefSeq, a predicted model, not a curated record
AUGAGAGUGUUGAUGAAUAAGCUGGGAGAGGAGUUGUCUGAUGAUUUGGUUUCUUCUGGAGUUGUGUUAUUUGAUCAUGAGGAUAUGAUUACCAACUUUAGAGACUAUACUAAGAAUGAAAAGGAUUUGGUAUGCCUUUCCUUAUUUUUUGCAAUCAAUUGGUUCAGAGAAUUGUUGAAUGGGUUUGCAGACGACGAGAGAUUUGUGUCUCUCAAAGCAUCCAACGUUCCAUUUGCCACAUUUCAACUUGCUAACACAACAAGAGGUUCCAGCAAGCGUCACUUCAAAAAAAGACAUCAUCCAAAUCCAAAAAAGAAACAACCCUCUGCUGUCCCAGAAGAUGAAGAAGACAAGGAAGAAGAUGCAAUGGAAGACGACGAAGAGAUGACGUCAAAAUCUUCGAGUACAAAGAACACCGAGUAUUCAUCAACACCAACCAAACGCAAGCAUUUAUCACCUCUCAAACCUCACUACAGAGAGCUCGACCUGAAAGUCAUUCACAUCAUUCCAAAGAACGAGAAUUGUGAAAAGAAAAUUGAGCCCGUACAUUUAUUCUACAUUUUAGAUGAUUUGCACCAAAAAUUGAAGAGUGUGAUUGCAAGAAAUAAGGUUUCUUUCUUUACUUCCAAAGAAAAAGAAAACAUGUAUAAUUUAUCUAGAAUAUCUACCAAAGAGUUCUUUUCUGAAAUUUUUGAAUUACUGCCUCAACUUUACAAACAAAUAAGAGCCAUAUCAGACAAAAGUGCUAGCAAUGACAGUAGUUCACAAGCAGUUGACGAAGAUGAAGAGUCAACAAAGAACGGUGAUUUCAUAGUACCAUCAUUUCAAUUAUUGGUUGACAUUAUUACCAAAACGUUGGAAUAUUUUUCGAGCGACAAGUUGGAAUUUUGUAAAAUAAUUGACAUUAUGUUUAGUGUGGACUUUCCUGAUGAAGAUCAUUCGAUGGAGGAUGAAGACAAAUGCACAAAACUUUUCGAAUCCAUCAGAAAAAUACUUGACUCUCUAAAAUCGUUUGAGUCCUGUUACAAACUCUAUGAAUUGCUAAAAUCAAUAGCACUAGUUUCUAAUAUCAAAAGCCUCCUAAAAGCAUUGCAAGGAGUUGCAGAACAGAUACUCCAAACUCCAUUCUCGCAGGUCAAAUCUGACGCUCUAGGAAAUUUGAUUGAAGGAUACAUUACCUUGCUAGGUGGUUUUGACACCUCUUGGUGGAAGCUCUUUCGAAAAAGCUAA